Molecule: messenger RNA, 1736 nt
Organism: Vombatus ursinus (common wombat)
Lineage: Eukaryota; Metazoa; Chordata; Mammalia; Diprotodontia; Vombatidae
Product: NTF2-related export protein 2
Exons: 2
Coding region: 265-696 (143 amino acids)
Biological process (GO): protein import into nucleus
Cellular component (GO): nuclear pore central transport channel
Source: RefSeq, a predicted model, not a curated record
UUGACUUGCCUAGACCUGGUUGCUCUUCUGCCAUCUUCCCACCCCUGCAUGUUUAGGAAGCGAAUGCCAGCUUUCAGGAUGGCUCAGAUGGGGAUUUCCAUCUUUUCCAUCUCCCUGCUUCCCCUUGUCUACCUAAAUUUAAAGUAGUGUAAUAGGAAUUAGGCCUCUUUGAAACUCCUGCACUUUUUGAACCACCUGAUUGCUCCCGUGCCUGGAGGUAGGUCGUUCUGGACCUUACUGGAAACUGUUCACUGGGAAGUGGAAAUGGCAAUGGCAUCAUCUGUGGAUUUUAAGACUCACGUGGACCAGGCUUGUAGAGCUGCUGAAGAAUUUGUCAAUAUUUACUAUGACACCAUUGAUAAAAGGAGAAGGGUGCUGACUAGAUUAUACCUGAACAGCGCCACUUUGAUUUGGAAUGGAAAUGCUAUUUCUGGACAGGAUGCCCUGAAUGAGUUUUUUGAGAUGUUGCCUUCCAGUGAGUUCCAUGUCAGCGUGUUGGAUUGCCAGCCUGUUCAUGAGCAAGCUACUCAGAGCCAAACCACUAUCCUCGUGGUGACCUGCGGGACUGUGAAGUUUGAUGGAAAUAAACAGCGCUAUUUCAACCAGAACUUCCUGUUGACAGCACAAGCCACACCCAACAACUCAGUAUGGAAGAUUGCAAGUGAUUGCUUCCGCUUCCAGGAUGGAGCUGCUUAGUCUUGGCAAAAAACCAACUCUAAAAUAUUUGGAAUGUCUUCGUUUUUCUCUUGUUGUUCAGUUCAUUGUAGAACUGUGAAACGUGUGCCAAAGUUGAUGUGUCUUUAAAAAUAUAGAUCCCUAGCAGCAACUUUUGCAGUUGCCAUUAAGAGCUGUGGGAUGUUAUUUGUAUGUUAGAUGCCUUUUAAAUAUUCUUGAUACGGAAGUUCUGAGUUUGCUACUUUGUUCAAAGACGACUAUAUAAAGAGAACUGCUGUGAACCUGAUUGAUCAAAAACUGGAAUUCUUUGUCCCGUUGUGAACCAUGGGCACUCUCAUUAGCUCCGUUGUAAUGCCCUGGGAGAUGUUCUCUGUAGUAUAUAUGGUUAGUAGAAAAAUACUUGCAGCCUUUCAGUAAAUACUGAGAGUAGUCUCAACUUAGGGACUACCUAAAUCAGAACAAUAAAAACACUACUUAUUUUUACUUGUUAGGUUUUCAUCCCUAGUCUGAUGUUCUGGAAAGGUCUGUGUGAAGAAAUGUUCACAUUGUUGUUUUGUUAGAGAAGGCCACCGUUUGACACCGAUACAUGUGUGUGUAUAAAACCAUACUAUGCAUAUUUCUGUUUAUCAGUUCUUGCUCUGGAGGUGGACAGCAUCUUCCUUCCUUUGUUGUUGAUUUGCAUAUUUGUAAUACUCAGAACAACUUAGUCCUUCACAGUUAUUCUUUGAACAAUAUUGCUGUUACUGUGUACAACAUGUCUUUUAAGAGGGAUUAAUAUUAACUUUCACUUAUAUGUGGGUUUAAGAUUUAAAAGUGUUAUCAAUUAUCUCAUUAACAAUUAUCAAUUAUCUCAUUUAAUCUACUCAACUCUUUAAGUAAAUAGUAUUAAUUAUUAUUCCCAUUUUUCAGAGGAGAAAAUUUGACUGAGAUCGCACAGCUGUCAAGAGUCAGAGAGCUUUUUGUGUUAUUACAUCAUGAUGCCUCAGAUGGUGUAGUGGAUAGAGUACUGGGCCUAAGGUCAAAUCUUACCUUAGACACAUGCUAGCUGUGUGACUCUGAGC